Molecule: messenger RNA, 522 nt
Organism: Eimeria mitis
Lineage: Eukaryota; Apicomplexa; Conoidasida; Eucoccidiorida; Eimeriidae
Exons: 1
Coding region: 1-522 (173 amino acids)
Source: RefSeq, a predicted model, not a curated record
AUGACGAAGGUUUUCUUCGCUGGACCAGUUCACCACGAGAUAAUCGUAAGCGUGCCGUGGGUGACCCAGUGGAAGGCGCAAAUGCUUUCCGCUGAUGACGCCAUAGAGGUCUUUCUACCAGGAACUGAUGCGAGUAUGCAGCUCUCAGCGCUCCCAACAGCAUUUGCAUCUUCUAUGGACAGAGGACUGGAAACUGUGUCCCAAGGAAAGCGGAGCGAGGAGGCUCCCAUACAGUGCAUACGCAAUGAAGGGAACGACGGAGAUGUGCAUGCACCACCCCGUCGUAACGGUCUGGUAAAGAUUCUUGAGGAAUUCGAUCAACUGAACACGGAGGCGCAGAAGAAGUUGGAAAAAUUGGAGGGAGAGUUCUCAGAUGUACUCAAUAACAAGGAGCUACCGGCCUGCAGGCCACCCGCUGGAUUCUCAAUGCACCCAAUCGAACUCAUUCCCGGCGCAGCCCAAAGGUACCGGCGACCCCCCACCUCGAAGGGGAAAUUGAACGGCAUGCGGAUAAAAUUCUAA